Messenger RNA from Chaetomium globosum CBS 148.51, 4992 nucleotides. RefSeq lists its product as uncharacterized. Gene Ontology annotation, cellular component: nucleus. Gene Ontology annotation, biological process: telomere maintenance. NCBI's taxonomy places the organism in Eukaryota, Fungi, Ascomycota, Sordariomycetes, Sordariales, Chaetomiaceae. The transcript is spliced from 3 exons. The record is from RefSeq and is a predicted model, not a curated record. Bases 1 to 4992 code for a protein of 1663 amino acids.
AUGUCAUCUCCAGCCGUGUUGUCCAGUUUCUUGAGCGCUCUACCACCAAGACCGCCGACCCCACCGCGUGAGGCGCACCAUGAGGCUGCAGCUCCCAGAGCUUCGUUGGGCUCCAUCAACACCCGAUUGAGCAUCCACACUCCGCCCGGAUUCCCGUCGCCCACCUCCUCGACCGCCGCAGCCUCGACCUCCCGCCGAAUUCGGAAAAAGGUUGGCUUCUCUGCUCAAGCUGAAUACAAGGAGCCGCCCGUCUACCCCGACGGGGAGGGAGUGAGACAGCACCCGACUCCCGUGUCCAUGCCACGAAGCGCAUCGAAACCUGUCAAGUCCAUCCUCAAAGUCACCGCCAACGCGCAUAAUCUCCUCGACUCGACAGCCGGGGCUGACUGUGAUUUACCGAACCCCCAACUCAACUUGGUCGCCAUGUUGGAAUCCACCCUACAGCAGCUCGCUGGCGGCGACCGCGACUCGAAGCUCGACGCCUACCUGAUGCUGACACGAGCAUGGAAGGCUUCCAACAACCUCCCAGACAGGGUAGCUCUGCAAGAAAAGAUGACCCUCUUUACCCAGUUCAUGCAGCGGGAUAUUGUGGCAAAGACGGCCGAAGGCAACCUCGAUUCCUCGCUUGUUAACCACGCGCUCAAUCUACUCAACACAUUCCUGCACUUUCCCGCCAUAUCCUCCACAAUAUCAAACGACUUCGGCGUCUUCAUCAUCGACCACUGCAUCCGCUCGUUCGAGGAUGUCUCUACCCCAAAAGACACUGCGCGCCGCCUCAUGCAGGUCAUCUCCUUGCAGAACUUUUCCCCCAAAGUCAUGACUACGGACAGAGUCGGGAGGUUGGUCUCGUCACUGCACAACAUAGAGGAACACUUGAAAGGGAAGAGCAUUGUUUUGUCUCGGAUUUUGAUUUACCGGAAACUGGUUCAGCAGUCCAAGCAACUCAUGGUUGUUCAUUCAGACUGGCUGCUGGACAUGUUCACGGAUAUGCUCAGCAACCUGAAGGAUAUCCGAUCGGCCGCCAUCUCCCUCGGACUGGAAGCAGCUUUUACCAUUGGGCACGAAAAGCAGCUGUCGCGGAAGGUCAUGGAGAUUUUUAACCUUUCACACGAAGACAAGCGGUAUAUCCAGUAUUACGAGGGGAGGCUCAAGAUCAUGUCCAAGGACAAGCACGAAUCGGCCAUUGUCCCCGAGAUAUGGAGCGUCGUCAUCCUCCUUCUUCGUAUCCGGCUCGACAAAUGGGAGUACACCGGGCCCUGGCUUCACGUCAUCCAAAACUGUUUCAACAGCUCCGAUUUUCCAACCAAAAUUAGGGCUAACCAUGCAUGGGCUCGCCUCGUCUACCUCAUACACCUCGAGGAACGGGCGUUUCCGAAGAACCUAGCAACCCUAACGGGCCCUCUCGUCAGCCAGCUGAGGCGCAGAGGCUCCGGGAAAACGUCAGAGGAGCUGCGGCAGGCUGUUUUGGGCGGCAUCUGCAAUCUGUUUUACUACGCCUUCAAACCCAACACAAAUUCCAUGCUUCUGGAUACUUAUUGGGAUACCAGCGUUCAGCCUGUGCUAACAAAGCUGCUUGACAAUACCGCCGAGGCUGCCGACGACAAUCUUCGGCAGGCUAGUGCUAUUCUCGGAGGCCUCUUUGACUGUACGACGCCACGGAGAUGGGCUGGAGACCAUAUCGUGGAAUCUUCGCUCGUGAAACCCGAAGAGCUCCCGCCUCUCGACUCAAAAUGGAUCAGGCGCAAUACCAGCCGAGUGUUCGGCGUGGUUGAGCCCAUUCUUGAACAGGAUUUCCUCGCGCUAGCCAGAGCCGACAGCCCAACCUGCGGUCUUUGGCGGGCCUUGGUUUCGACAGUCGCUACGGCGGCGGCCAAGGAGAUCAAAGUCUCGAGGGAUACAGCUCUCUUCGUCGCGGAGGCCCUCGAAAGCCGGAAAGCACCAAGCGUCUGCCAAGGCGCCUCUUUUCACCCUCUUCUCGAUGCUCUCAACGCUACGCCAGGUGUCUCCGACGACAAUGUUUAUGCGGUAUUUUUCCGUCUCGUUUUUGCUCCCUUCUUCGUCUCCAAGUCAGACAAGGCAAAAAUGGACAUGGCGCAAGAAUUGAUAUCGACCGUCCCCAUGGAUGCCCCUCGGCCCUAUGGGCCUUGGUUGUUGGUGGCUGAAAACAUCUCCAGUUGGCUUGAGCCUAGACACAACAGCCACCACUCGACCGGCUCUGCAGGAGAGACGCCAGUUGGCCAUGACUACCGCGAUGUCGUCAAGAUCCUCGAACGCGGUAUCAAGUCGACACCUAACCUUCCGCCGAAGCAUUGGGAGUCUUUAUUUUACGCAGCUUACGAGCGGGUACGCGAGGAGACCGGAGACGCCGGAGCGGCAAUCGUAGUCAUCGAACCCCUGGCCAAGGUCGCAGCCGAGCAACUCGUAGCUCGAGGGCUGGUGGUCAAUCCGCUCAGUUGUAUCAAAGUUGCGACCGAGCUGAUCUCCGUCGCUACGCAGCCGCGGGAUAGGCAAGCUGUGGAUGCCGCCCGAAAGCGACUUUGGGGCACGACCCUAGCUGGGUCCCGCGCCUCGUCCUUUGACACCCUCGACAACCUUUACAGAGCUGCCAACGAUGUUCUGGACUCGUCGUACAACAACUUCAGUGCUGUUGAUCCAGAUCAUAUUUUGCAGCUUUUCAAGGAGCUCGGCAGCUUCUUUGACAGAUGCAACCGCGAACUGUUUUUGAGGGCGAUGAUCGCUUUGCAAGACGGCCUCCUUCCCUGGUUUCAAGAUAGCAAACGGUUACUCGGUAGCCAGACUAACGCUACCUUUGCGGCACUACAAUGCCUUGACCGGUUUUUCUGCGCCUCGUUUGCCUCCUGCCACCGAGCCAUUGCCAACUCCGCCAUCUCGUUGUGGAACAGGCUCUUUGAGAACGUCGAGCACCUCGAAUACCCGGAACAACUCAAAGCUGCCCUCGUGCAAAUGCAGCUCCAUGCCGAUAUCGUAUUGCCAGGGUUGGAAACAUCAAGCACCGAGCAUGCUGGACAGCAACCGUCUUUCGUCGACUCAUUCGAGGAUUUCAGCUUCCCCAGGCUACCUUCUACGCGAUCCAACAGCCGAAGGGGUACUCCACGGCCGAGUUCGUCUCGAUCCAAGUCACCUACUGCCGCAAAGUUUGCUGCGAGGCAUCUUGAUAGAUCUCCACAAAGGAAGCCGGUCACACGGAGUCGCCAAACCACAACCCCUCGGUUGAGACACGAUGACUCGCAAGUCCAGUUCGCAGCGGUUGGGCAUUCUUCGGCCGUGGGUAGCCCUCUUGAGUCUCAAGUUCUGACGGAACGGCAGAAGGAGAUCCGUGAGCGACAACGGGAAAACGCGUGUCUCUUCCCUGAGAUCCGGUCCAGCCCCGGUGUGAAGUCAAAGGAUACAGGUCAACAGAUGCUCCCCGUUGCUCCCCAAUCGCGGCAGGCUACCACCCCGGAACCCGAAGCAGGAUUUGACGACUACGUCUCGUCAACUCCUACACCUCGUCGUGGUCAGCUACUGGUGAUGCCGGAGCAUGAUAUGACGGAUCCGCCUUCCUCGCCCCCAGAGCUGAGAGGAAAUCCGCUAGCAGCCGAGAUCAGAUCGAGGUCUGCCAGUCAUAAUCUCCUCGAAGAAUGGCAGUUUUCCUCCUCGCCGGUCUCCGGGUCACCGAAUCCGAACCGACUCGGGGUUGUGCCCGACCCUUCGAGCCAGCGGGGCUACGCCAGUGUUGUAUCUCUGCCCGAGGGACUUAGCAGCCCAGUAAAGCAAGAAUACGGGGCGGAGGCGGAGACGCCAUCCACUGCGGGUGAGGUGAUUGAGGACAGCAUGAUUUUUGAACAUGGGGUAGCUCAACCGUCGAAGCCAUCGAACACUCCAGCGGACGAGGGUCCCUCUACGCCCCGGCGCUCCUCUCGGCUAUCUCAGAGGACCCGGGAGACCCCAACAACAAAGUCUGACGGCGAGGAAUUCGUGGAUGCGCCAACAAGCCCACAGCCGUCGACCCCCAAACUGGAAGGGAGAUCGACGAAAGCAAGCGAGGCAUUUGACGGUAAGCAGCUACCUGUCAUCCCAGCGGGGACUACGUCUUUCGAUGUCAGCGAUGUCGACGAAAAGAGUCUUCUCAGGCUAGUAGUCGAGCUGGACUCUGACAAGGUUGACCGCUCAGAGUAUCACCAACCUUCACCUUCUUUGCCCCCUGACGGCAAGGCACCGAAGUCACCCGUGAUCGACUGCAUUGUGGUCGGGGACAGCUCGCAGGAGGCUGAAGCACCUCUCCCCUCGAGAAAAACCAGAGCGAGCUCUACGGCGUCGGCAGCAUCGUCCAGCACCGAACCGAAGGUGCGUGCUGGACGCCCAAAGAGAAAGCGAGCCGUUUCAAAGGCACAAGAAGCGGGCCCGAAGAGACCACGGCAUGAUUCGGCGGAAAAGAGUGAGGAGGAAACCGCGAGCAGCCAAACAGCACCGGUCCAAGAUAUAGUUGUGGAAGUGCACGCGUCGGCUGAGCUGCCGACAACCAUCCCUGGGGAUGUUAGCAGAGACGACAGCCCUGAGCAGCGAAUCCCUAGCUCUUCGGCUGAGCCAUCGAGCCCCGAAAGCUUUAGCCAAGAGAGCGACUUUCAGGAGGCCGCGGGCGCCGUAAUCGAGGAUGCGAUGGACCUUGAAGGAGACGACCAGGACGUGCAAUCCCAGAUUGCACUUGAGUUCAGCCAACACCAAGUGGUAGAAGAGAGCAGUCCGGCAUCCAAGGAAUCGAUGCAAAUUGACAUGCAACACCCCACCACCAAUGAACAAAAGGGUGGCAAGGCCGCCGACAACACAACACCGGAGACGAACCAGGUGCAGAAGAUGAUGGAUUUGUUCCGAGGCGGGCUUGAGGAGCUGCGAUCAGCACGGCUGUCAAGGGAGGAGGUGUACCAAAUUGAGGAUAUGUUUAUGGAUAUGAGGAGAGAAUUGUAUGAAGCAGAGAGGCGGGGACGAGCAUAG